Molecule: messenger RNA, 357 nt
Organism: Salvelinus fontinalis (brook trout)
Lineage: Eukaryota; Metazoa; Chordata; Actinopteri; Salmoniformes; Salmonidae
Product: equistatin-like
Exons: 4
Coding region: 78-344 (88 amino acids)
Biological process (GO): cell-matrix adhesion
Cellular component (GO): basement membrane
Source: RefSeq, a predicted model, not a curated record
GAAGUAGACCGUAACUCACAGACAACAGAGAGACAACCAGUGAAUCCCUUGGAAGAGUGCAGAAGGAGACUAUCACAAUGGCGAUAUUGACCAUCAUUCUGCUUGUCAGCACAGCUUUUGCUCUGGGAGAUGCUACGAUACGACCUAAGACCCCAUGUGAGCGUGCUAGAGAUGCCGCGACACAUGGCCCAAUUGGAGCCUACAUCCCAACGUGUGACACCGCAGGACAAUACACCCCUAAGCAAUGUUGGGGCUCUGCAGGUUACUGUUGGUGUGUGACCAGUACCGGACAGGAGAUCCAGGGUACUGAGACUCAACCAGGCACUGCUCCAAUCAACUGCUAGCAACUGUUUCACU